This is a messenger RNA of Anopheles merus, 3892 nucleotides long. RefSeq lists its product as uncharacterized. The transcript has a single exon. The record is from RefSeq and is a predicted model, not a curated record. Lineage: Eukaryota; Metazoa; Arthropoda; Insecta; Diptera; Culicidae. Gene Ontology annotation, molecular function: zinc ion binding; nucleic acid binding; aspartic-type endopeptidase activity. Gene Ontology annotation, biological process: DNA integration; proteolysis. The coding region runs from base 1 to 3714 and encodes 1237 amino acids.
AUGAAACGACGUAGCGAAGAUUAUCUGGCAUAUUCUUGUCGUGUGAAUCGAGCCUGUGUAGAUUUUGAAAUUGGAAAAUUAACUGAGGAACAAUUCAAGUGUCUGAUAUACGUAUGCGGACUGCGGGACGAAGAAGACGUCGAGAUUCGAACACGUCUACUUGGAAAGAUCGACGACCGAAACGACACAACACUGGAAAGUUUAACAGCAGACUGCCAGCGUAUUUUGAACUUAAAAAAAGACAGUGCUAUGAUCGAGAAAGCAGCAACCGAACAAGUUUUCGCUGUGCAAAAGAAAACUGACGAACCAAAGUUUUCUGAGCGCCAAAAUUUCCAGAGCAGAAAGCACGAAUAUAAGCGUCCUCAAACCCUACCUGGAAGAAAUUGCUGGCUUUGUGGAAAAAAUCAUUGGGCGCGUGAUUGUCCUUUUAAGUCGAAUGUGUGUCGUGUCUGUAAGAAAAAGGGUCAUAGAGACGGUUACUGUCCAAAACCGAAACGUUAUUCAGAUAGUCCAACAUACAGAAACAAGUUUUCAUCACGAGUGGUUUCGGUGAAUACAACGAAUGUUCAGCAAAGGCGAAAAUAUAUCAAUAUUUUUAUAAAUAAUGUAAGCACUCGAUUGCAGUUCGACACAGGAUCUGAUAUAACGAUCAUUAAUCGAAACGUAUGGCAACGUCUUGGAAAGCCUGAACUAAAACGAACAGUUAGCGCAAGAACAGCAUCAGGAAGCGGACUCUUUCUGUUAGGAGAGUUUGAAGCGAAUGUUACCAUCGGAAGCGUAACUCAUGUGGCUUCUUUAAGAGUAGCACAGGCAGACAUACUAUUGCUCGGAACAGACUUAAUAGACCUGUUCGCACUUGGUUCUACCCCCAUGGAUGCUUUUUGUAGGCAUAUCUCAUCUGAGGAUUACUCUAAGACGGUUGAGCGGAGAUUUCAAGAGGUCUUCAACGGCAUGGGUCUGUGCACAAAGGCUAGUGUAAAACUGCAGCUGAAGGAAAACGUUCGUCCAGUAUUUUGCCCAAAGCGACCGGUAGCUUAUGCAGUACAGGAGUUAGUCGACAAGGAACUCGAUCGACUAGAGCAGAUGAGCAUAAUAUCUCCAACGGAUUACUCUGAAUGGGCAGCACCUAUCGUCGUCGUCCGCAAGGCAAACGGCAGCAUUCGGCUUUGCGGGGACUACUCAACUGGACUAAAUGACGCGUUGCAGCAACAUGAGUAUCCUUUACCAUUACCUGAAGAUAUCUUCGCUAGACUAUCGCAAUGCAAAAUAUUUAGCAAAAUUGAUCUAUCCGAUGCUUUCUUACAGGUAGAAAUCGACCCUGCCUACCGAUCUUUACUCACCAUCAAUACGCAUCGAGGUUUAUUCACCUACAAUAGAUUGCCGCCUGGUAUUAAGAUUGCUCCAGCAGCGUUCCAGCAGCUUAUCGACACAAUGCUGGCUGGUGUAAAAGGAGUGUCAUGUUACAUGGACGACAUCAUUGUCGGAGGAGCCACUGAACAAGAGCAUGAAGCAAAUUUAAUGGCAGUUUUGAAAAGAAUUCAAGAGUAUGGAUUCAGCAUUCGAUCGGAAAAAUGCGCUUUUAAGGUUCAGCAACUAAGAUAUUUGGGUUACAUCAUCGACACCCACGGAUUGCGCCCCGAUCCAGCGAAGAUCGAUGUCAUAAAAAGGCUUCCAGAACCAACAGAUGUGAGCGGCGUCCGAUCCUUUCUAGGAGCCAUAAAUUAUUAUGCCAGAUUUGUCCCAAACAUGCGAGAGUUGCGAUAUCCACUGGAUAACUUAUUGAAGACAAAUGCACAAUUUCGAUGGACCGCCGAUUGUAAAAGAGCGUUUGAAAGAUUUAAAUCCUUGCUAUCAUCGAACUUGUUGUUAACGCAUUAUGAUCCAAGGCAUAAAAUAAUAGUAUCGGCAGAUGCAUCAUCAAUAGGUAUUGGUGCCACUAUUAGCCACAUGUUUCCCAAUGGUACCAUACGUGUGGUUCAACACGCCUCUAGAGCACUUACAAAAACGGAAGAAGGAUAUAGCCAAAUAGAUCGUGAAGGACUGGCAAUCAUCUUCGCGGUAACGAAAUUCCACAAGAUGAUAUUUGGAAGGCGUUUCCAGCUUCAGACAGAUCAUCGUCCACUACUGCGGAUCUUUGGGUCGAAAAAAGGGAUCCCAGUCUACACUGCCAACCGCUUGCAGCGUUUUGCGCUCACGCUAUUGUCAUACGAUUUCGGCAUUGAAUAUGUACGCACCGAAUCAUUCGGAAAUGCCGAUGUACUCUCCAGGCUAAUUAACAAGCAUGAUAAACCGGAUGAGGAUUGUGUAAUCGCUUCUGUUGCACUAGAGAUGGAUGUAAAGUCUAUUGCAACAAGCGCUUUAGUUACGUUUCCCUUGAGUUUUAGAGAGGUCGCUCGAGAAACGAAUCGUGAUCCUAUAGCAAGGAAGUUGCAUUACUACAUAAAAAACGGGUGGCCACGUAACAUUGCCCUUGGCGCAGAUUCAUCUCGUUAUCACAGCAGGAAGGAAGACUAUUCAACGGUGGAAGGAUGUAUUUUGGUCGGAGAGAGAGUGUUAAUACCAGAGAAACUACGCAAGCAAUGUCUGUCCCAGCUUCAUCGAGGACAUCCUGGUAUCCAGCGCAUGAAGGCGAUUGCGCGUAGCUAUGUGUUUUGGCCGUCGUUAAAUGAAGACAUCAUCGAUCUCGUCAGUAAUUGCCAUUCAUGUGCUCUGGCAGCAAAAUCUCCUGCUCAUGCUGAUCCUUUGCCGUGGCCGAAGACAACAACGCCAUGGGAGCGUGUCCAUGUGGACUACGCGGGCCCAAUAGAUGGAGACUAUUUUUUGGUAGUAGUCGAUGCGCAUACUAAGUGGCCAGAGAUCAUCCGGACGGCUAGUAUCACAGCCCGCAUAACCGUUAGCAUCUUGAGAGGGUUGUUCGCGCGUUUCGGUAUGCCCACGACACUGGUGAGCGACAAUGGCACACAAUUCACCAGCGGUGAGUUUUCAGAGUUCUGUUUGAGUAAUGGUGUGCAUCACAUUACGUCUGCCCCGUUUCAUCCGCAAUCAAACGGGCAGGCAGAAAGAUUCGUAGAUACGUUUAAGCGCUCGUUAACCAAGAUAAGAGUAGGAGGAGCACCGCUGCAGGAAGCACUGGACCUAUUCCUACAGACAUAUCGAACCACGCCAAACCCUCAGUUAGAGCAAAACAAAACACCUGCUGAAGUUAUGUUUGGACGACCUAUACGAACGUGUUUUGAUUUACUCCGUCCCCCAAGGAAAAUUCAACAUGAUUUUAGAGAAGGGAAUGAAAGAUCGUUCGAGCGUGAUGACCUUGUCUAUGCUAAGGCGUAUAGUAGGAACAAUUGGCAUUGGGUUCCAGGAAGAGUGAUUCGGAAACGUGGAAAUGUUACCUACGAGGUACUGACUGGUCAUCGCAGCGUCAUUAGACACAUUAAUCAACUGAAAAGGCGUGGACCAUUAAACAGCCAGGGUCCCAUGACGGAACGUUUCAAUCCAUUACCGUUGGAUGUAUUAUUGGAUUCCUGGAGCAUACCCGUUACACCAUCAGUGCUCCCAGAUGUUUAUCCAACACAACAUGCACCGCCAGUGGCGACUCCAACUGAGCCGCCAUCUCUUCCCCCACAUCGAUCCAUUCCUCAGCAUCAACGUUCACCACGUCGCUCUUCUCGGUCUAGAAGAGCUCCACGUCGGUUCGAUCCGUACCUACGCUAUUAAAAAGGGGGAGAUGUUGUGGUCACGAAGUGGAAGGCUCCCUACAUUCGGCGUUAAGGACGUAUGCAGCCACUGAGUGACUGAUGAGCGGUUAGCAGACGAGAGAGCGCCAGACGCUCGUGGGACACCGUCGGGAACACAAGGGCUGAUCGUGUAAUAAAGUAUUGUGUAUUGUUUAUUA